Messenger RNA from Trypanosoma brucei brucei TREU927, 909 nucleotides. RefSeq names its product dual specificity protein phosphatase, putative. Gene Ontology annotation, biological process: protein dephosphorylation. The record is from RefSeq and is a predicted model, not a curated record. The transcript has a single exon. NCBI's taxonomy places the organism in Eukaryota, Euglenozoa, Kinetoplastea, Trypanosomatida, Trypanosomatidae. Gene Ontology annotation, molecular function: protein tyrosine/serine/threonine phosphatase activity. Gene Ontology annotation, cellular component: cytosol. Bases 1 to 909 code for a protein of 302 amino acids.
AUGGUGAGACGGGGUGCAUCUGCAAUGAACCGCCAGCGACCGGGGGUGUCCGGAACGUCUCCUGAGCUUGGAAAGGGAUUCGGGGUUUCGAUGGUUGAUGUUGAAAAGGUUUUUGCGGUUAUACGCUUUAUUUCGCAACACAGUUCUUCAGAAGCCGUGCCAUCUGUUAGUUGCAAUAUUAGUGUGGGUGAAGAACGUUCAAUGGCUGCGAAAAAGGGCGCAUUGGAUUCCUCUAAUGCUCUUUUAUCAUCCACUGUCGACCAGGCAUUAGAGCGAUAUCGUAUGGCUGUCACUAACGUACCUGUGCAGUUGGAUUUAGUAGAAAGCACGCGUUCAGAUCUUCGGAAUGUUAUGCUAGAGGCCUAUGCGGAUAGGGCUGCUGAAGUGAAUGCGCUAUGGGAGUGUGGUACAAAAAUUCCGCUCUCCCCUGGUGCUGAACAACCGCUCUUCCUGCAGGGCAACAUGUACCAAGUGCAGAGCAUGCAUGAGGUUGUGCCAGGUUUAUUUAUUGGUUCCUAUCACCCAGCGUCAAACAAAAUUCUUCUGCAGCAGCGAGGAGUGACGCAUAUACUUUGUUGUAUUGAUGUACUUCCACGAUUCCCCAAUGAUUUCAAAUACAUGACGGUCCCUGCGCAGGAUGCACCUAAUUACAACAUUUCAAUUUUUUUCGAGAAGACGUAUAACUUUAUUGAGUCAGCGAUUGUGGGGCAAUGCUCCUCUGUGCUUGUACAUUGCGGGGCCGGUAUAUCCCGUGCUCCAACAAUUGCUGCCGCAUAUCUUAUUAGAAAGUUGCGUAUGCCAGCGGACAGUGUAAUCGCACUUAUCCAGCGUAAACGGCCUGUUGCCUCCCCAAAUGCGGGAUUCCGGCAGCAGUUGAAGAAAUACCAGCGUGAUUUGGGUGUUGCGUGA